CCGGCAAGUAAAUAAAUAAAUAAAAAGCGGGAGCCGGUUUUUCGAAAUGUUCUCACCUCGUCUCUGCGAUUUCAAAUCCAUCAAUGGCGAGAACCAAACAAGUUGCCCCCAGGAGACCAAAACGAAGACAAUCUGAUCGAGUGGCCUCCACUGCCGAAUCAACUCCACCUUCUGCACCGCCUUCAGGGCCAGGAGAAAGUUCAAGCAAAAAGAGAAGGAAUGCUCCACCAGCUACCCCAACUCAGAGGAAGCCUCAUCGCUUCAAGCCUGGUACAGUUGCUCUUCAAGAAAUUCGGCGUUUCCAGAAGAGUUGGAAGUUGCUCAUCCCAGCUGCUCCUUUCAUGAGAACUGUCAAGGAAAUCACCACUCAAUUUGCUCCUCCAGAAAUCAGCCGCUGGACAGCUGAAGCUUUAGUAGCACUGCAAGAGGCUGCAGAGGAUUUCUUGGUUCAUUUGUUCGAAGAUGGAAUGCUAUGUGCGAUUCAUGCCAAGAGAGUUACGCUGAUGAAAAAGGAUUUGGAAUUGGCUCGUCGUAUUGGAGGGAAGGGGCAGCCUUGGUGAGGUGCGACAUGCGAUUCCAUGGCCCGGUUAUUGUAACCAUUACCAUAGAUUACAAUUGGUGUUUCAUGUACAAACUAUUUUGUUAUACGGUUACUGGUAAUCAGAAAAUAGGCAAGAGAGUUGGCUGUGAUUAUGCUGUCAGGAAAAAUGUUGGAAACCUUAACUGUUAGGAAAUUAAUUGUAUUUUUUAACAUUGACUCGGUCUUUUUUAGAAGGAGAAUCUGUUGGGGAUUAAUUAGAA
This is a messenger RNA of Tripterygium wilfordii, 801 nucleotides long. RefSeq names its product histone H3-like centromeric protein HTR12. Gene Ontology annotation, molecular function: DNA binding; structural constituent of chromatin; protein heterodimerization activity. The record is from RefSeq and is a predicted model, not a curated record. NCBI's taxonomy places the organism in Eukaryota, Viridiplantae, Streptophyta, Magnoliopsida, Celastrales, Celastraceae. Gene Ontology annotation, cellular component: nucleosome. Bases 84 to 560 code for a protein of 158 amino acids. The transcript has 7 exons.